Molecule: messenger RNA, 1581 nt
Organism: Ectocarpus sp. CCAP 1310/34
Lineage: Eukaryota; Phaeophyceae; Ectocarpales; Ectocarpaceae
Source: the annotation of a GenBank genome assembly
AUGGGCUUGAGAGUGGCCGCAUGAGGAAGCAGACCCAGGAGAUGCAAGGAGCCGGGGAGAUGCCGGGGCCCGGAGAAACACCGGACCCGGAAGAGGCAUUGCUGGCGACCAUCCUGGAAACUGGCAGGACGGGGAUUGUUGAGGACUACAUCUGCAACUCGCUUGUGAAGGAGCAGUGGGACGAGGAGCAGACACGCCGUAUGGAGGAGAUGUACAGGCGCGAGAUGCAGGAGGUGUUGGGCCCGGAACAGCAGGCGUUCGGGGCCGAGGUCGACGCCAGCGGGUCUUCGCAACCACUGCCAGACCCACAGCUAAGUAUGACCUGGCCAAUCGGGCGGAAGCCGGGUGAUGUGGAAGCAGUACCGAUGACAUACAAUGAUGUGAUGUGUUCUAAGUACAAAGUUUUCUGGGAGGCGGCCAUGAAGAAAGAGAUAGAUGGCCACGACAAGACUGAAACCUUUACCAAGGCCAAGGAGCUGCCCGAGGGGCGGAAGGCCAUAGGUUCAAAGUGGGUGUUCUCUUGGAAGACGAAUGAGGAGGGCCUGAUAGUCGACUUCAAGGCCCGUAUGGUUGCGCGGGGUUUCUCUCAAAUCCCCGGCAUCGACUCCCACCACUCAUCCUCAGCGUGCCCGUCUGCAGCGUCUAUCAAGACGGUGAUUGCCGUAGUCACUGAAAAGGGCAAGAAACUCGCUCGCUGGGAUGUGAAGCAAGCGUACAUCCACGCUAAGCUAAAAGAACAAAUAUACCUCAGGUUCCCGGAAGGCUGUGGUAACAUGUCCGGCAAGGUGGUCAAGGUUGAGCGUGCCCUGUCUGGCCUAAAGCAGAGUGGCCGUGAGUGGGGGUUUAAGGCUGCCGAUGCCGUCAUCGAGAAUGGAUACGAGCAGUGCAGGGUUGACCCGUGUGUCUUCCGGAAGGUGGUGGAUGGAGAGGUCGUAGGUCGCAUCGUGAUCUACGUUGAUGACAUCUUAGUGGCGGCAGACGAGGGAGAGCGAGAGGAGUUGUUCGCUUCCUUCAACAAGAAUUUUCCGGUGAAAGAUCUGGGGAAGUGUACCUGGUACGACGGGUGUGCUAUCGCCAUGGAUGUAGAAAAUGGUAUCACCAAGCUGUCCCAGACAGUAUACAUUGAGAGGAUGCUGAAGCGGUUUGAUGUGACCACGACCGCUUUCACCCCUGCUGCCACCGAUGCCGACCUAGGCCCGAAGAGAGAUGACGAGCCCGCGGUGGAUAAGCCUGUGAGGGAGGCGAUCGGAUGCCUGAUGUGGACGAAGCUGACGAGGCCAGACAUCGCCCUGCCUCUGAACAAGCUCCAGAAGAUCGCCCACUCACCCACCGGGAGGAUAUGGAAACGCGCUUGUGCGGAUCAUGGCCUACCUGAACUUCACGAAGGACUUCGGCAUCACCUACGUACGGGGGUCAGGACUAGACCUAAGCGUGUUUGUCGAUGCCAGCUACGCUGACAACCAAGUAGACAGGCGUUCUUCGACCGGGCUAGCUGGCGUGAAGGAGGCGUUGUUUGUGCGUGGCGUUCUGUGGUUCAAAGCGCCCGAGACGAGUGGGGCGAAGAUCAAGGUCCUUGAGGAC